UUUCUCUCUGACGGUGUGAAGAAUUGAGGAAUUGUAUUGUAGGUUAUAGUUGUAAGACGCCUUCGCGUGUGUUACACGAGUGUCAAAGUGAGCGUGUUUUUGCCAGUGAAAGAUGCUAAAGGAACAAAAUUGAAACAAGAAAAAUACCAAUAAUACGUCAAUCUAACAAAUCAAAGGACACGCCUAAUCCACUACUUUGUAUCCGAGAAAGAGUUUUGAACUCCAAAAUCAUGUCAACAUUGGAGGAUAAAAUUUUAGGAGAGAAAUUGCACUACUAUUGCAGCAGUAGUUCUAGCGAAGAUGAAGGAAAUAAUUCUGGGGAUUCUGACAAAGAAUGUGACGAUGUAAAAUAUGCUGACGACACUGCACAAUAUACCACGCCUUCAUAUUCAGAAUGGGAUGGGACCUCCAGUAACACAGGACCUAAAGGUGUUAUAAAGGAUUGGCAACGAUAUAAGCAGUUGGAAGCAGAAAAGCGAGAAUCACAAGAGAAGGAAAGGCUACAGUUGAUAAAAAAAUUAAGUCUAACGUGCCGCAGUACUUUGGAUGAAGAAAAAGAGAAAAUGAAUGAGGCUGAUCCAGAGUUGGCAGACUUAUUAACCGAUGAAUUCCUUCUGGAGUAUCAGAGACAGAGAAUGAAAGAAAUGCUCGCGAAAACAAAGAAACUCUACUUUGGGAAAGUUAUCGAUUUGGAAAAUACAGAUCAGUUUCUGCAAGCCAUUGAUGAAGAAGACAAGUCAGUGAUUGUUAUCGUUCACAUUUGUGAGGAUAAUGUAGCUGGAUGUGAAGCUAUGAAUGGAUGCUUGAUAUCUCUUGCGAAAGAAUACCCUUACGUAAAGUUUUGUAGAAUUCUAGGCUCAGUUGCAGGUCUCAGCAAACAAUUUAAGAAAUUUGGCGUACCAACAUUGCUGGCGUAUAAAAACGGACAGGUGAUAGGAAACUUUGUCCACGUUACGGAUCAUCUAGGAACGGAUUUUUACUCAUCGGAUGUGGAAGCAUUUCUCAUCGAGCAUGGGAUUCUCACUGAUAAAAAUUGCGUACCGCUUAUCGUUUCAAAGAACGAAAAUGGAGCUUCUGAUAGCGAAUAAGAAAUUAUCAUUCCUUUUAAAAUAAUCUAUUAAUAUACUUUAAUAUAUUUAUAAUAAAUCGAAAUAACUUGAUAUAUUAUUGAAAAUAA
This is a messenger RNA of Temnothorax curvispinosus, 1177 nucleotides long. RefSeq names its product phosducin-like protein. Bases 231 to 1088 code for a protein of 285 amino acids. The record is from RefSeq and is a predicted model, not a curated record. Gene Ontology annotation, biological process: regulation of G protein-coupled receptor signaling pathway. Lineage: Eukaryota; Metazoa; Arthropoda; Insecta; Hymenoptera; Formicidae. The transcript has 4 exons.